CUGCAGCGCCAUGCAUUGCAACGGAAUGGGAGUCGGAUGAGGUGGAAGCCGGAUCCAUCCUGAGGGAGACGGGACGACUGGAGGGACCGGAGCCCGAUGCCAGCAUGACCUACAUACCACAGAGCUUAAGAGACGCGUCUCCAGGACCGAGCUGCUGGUGUGCUGCUCGCCCUUUGCACCACAGUAAGAAGUGACCUUCAUCUGCGUUUGCUGCCCGCAGAACUAUGCACAGGACAAGGGAAUAUGCAUCAGACCGAACCGACUGAAUCAUCCAUGCGGGACAUGUCCUAAGGCAAAAUAGGUGCCAUGUCCGCAUAUAUAUAGGGAGACAGACGCAAUCAGCUUUUUGCGUGGAUUUUUUGUUGAUCUUCCGUGACACUCUGGGGUCAAAGAGGAAACUAAAGGGUAAAUUAAUUAUGCAGGUGGCCCGAGGCUUCUGGACACCCGUCUUCAAUUCUGCUGCGAGAACACACAGCGACUCGGCUCUUUAACCUUUGGCCUACAGCUGACGAGCUUGGCAGUGGUGCCAGGGGCAAAGGUCCCGAGAAGAGCAGGGCUGACAGGGUCGCUUUUGAGCCAGAGAGGAAGUUAGAUUCCUCAUCAUAGACUUCCAAACAUGCUGUGAACUGUGGUCGGCAAUAAAGUUCGAGAGCCAAGCAAUAAACACUGAAAUACUUUGCCAGAAACUCAGAAGCUGAUUGACUCUUUUUUUAUUUUACGGCUGUUAACAACACAAACGUUCGCAAUCAUGAUUCUGAACUGUGAUCAGCCAUUACCUCUCCUGAGGCACACAGAGGUGCCGCCUCGGGUCAUCGAGAACUUCAUCCUGACGGGCUACCGCUUCCCAAACUACAGCCUGAGGAAUUGCUUACUCUCAGCAUUCAGGCCGACUAAUGAAACGGGCAACUUCUGGACCCACUUCCUGCCAGUCUUUGUUUUUUCGUACUAUUUUGUGGAUGUUUUUGGCUGGGAAGGUGCACCACCUCCUGAUGCUCCGUUCUUCUAUCCACUGUGGAACUACUUUAUCGGAGUGUUCUGUCUCCUGAUUGCUAGCAGCAUGGCCCACCUGCUCAACUCGAUGUCUCUGGUGGUCAGAGAAGUCUGCUUCUUCGUGGAUUACGGCACAAUCAGUGCGUACACAGUUGGCUCAUCGUUGGCGUACUACUACUACAUCCACCCCCGGGCAGGGAUAGUGGAGACGGGAGGCCAUAAUAGUUCCCACAUGGACCUGAACCAUGAACCUGCAGAAUCCUUUUUUUCAUCCUAUGCAAUCCCAGAUUUCAGUGUAUUCUUUGACACCCUCUACAUCCCGUGUGCAUGUGCUGUAGCAAUCUUUUGUGUCUUAUCAUGCUGCAACACUCGCCAUCGGUGGCGAAAGCAUCGAUAUGUCAUCCGGACCUUCGUCUUCCUCCUCCCAUUCCUCGUCUCCUCUACACCGGUCUUCUAUCGCCUCCUCACCAGAUCGCCUUAUUCCACCACCUCGUCCUCGUUCGCUGCUUCCACUUCCAUGCCCAGCUUAUUCUAUCGCCACUGCCUUUGGCUGCUGGUGUCGGCCAUCUUCAACAUUAGCAAGUUUCCGGAGCGGCUGGCCCCGGGUCGCUUUGACAUCUGGGGGCAUAGCCACCAGUGGUUCCACUGCUGCACGUUUCUGUCCAUCAUCGACGAACUUCACAUGAUCAAGACGGAGGUGAGGGCCAUCCUGCUCAGCCCCACUCUGCUGCUGCCCCCUGCCACCCUCUCCCGCCUACCUGGACCUACCAUAGCUACCACUUACGGGGUGAUGCUCCUCCUGCAGACCACCAUCAUCUCCAUCAUCGUGUGGUUCUCCUGGUGUGCCAACAGCAUCUACGGACCUGAGAGAGACCAGCUAGCUAAGGAGCAGAUCAAGAAACGCCUGAAAUGCCACUGAUCUCACAGACGUCUUUUAAAUCAUGUCGGAUGAGAUUGAAUAUUUGCACAUGAAUACAGAGCCAUGCCACUAACAGACACGCACAAGUCAAACAAUUUCCCCCUCUUGAGAAUUGUUUAAGCUUUCACGAGGGGAAACUGGGGACAACGGGAGAUGAGAGGAUUAUAUUCUGAGCCCAUCACAAGGGAGGCUGUCUGGUUGAAUGGAUAUUGAAGGAACUUGCCAGCUCUUUCCCCUGAGCUGUUCCAGCAUGUUCCAACAGGAUGCCUAAGCAAUGGAUAUAAUAACUACCUCUAAGGGCUGUAUACUAGAGGACAGAGGAAAGGUGGUGGUACCCAGGAGAAAGUCCCACAUAACAUUUGGGUAAUGUGGCGUCAAAGUCGGCAUGUGCAUUUGCGGAAGUUGUCCGUGAGUGUUGUCUGCUGUCACGUCCUUCCUCCUGUUGCACUUCCCCCUCCCUCUGACCUAAAAUGGUAUCUUUUUUGAAAAUCCUCUGAACCCAUUGUUUCACAUUGGUCAUCAUUUUGUCAGAGCAUUGUUAACCGAGCCUUCCCUUCCUCUGAUCUACUCACGCAGUCUCAUUUCCUCCCCCCUUUUCCCUUGUGACCCUUGCAGCAGGAAGUGCGGUGGUCUUGCAGACGUAACAGAAAUAGCCGAGAGCUCAUAUCAGUGGUAGAGUUAAGCACUUUUCAGGGUUCUGCCCUGUAAUUAAGAAGCCAUGCUCAGUUUCUGCCCUUAAGGGAUUCAUUAACAUUUCUCAAGCAUAGGGGGAUGCUGUGCUGACAUGUCGGACUUGCUGUUCAGAUUAAAUGUGAUAUAAAUCUGCUGCUUUUCUAAACAGUAGGAGAAGCCUAUUGACUUGACUGGAGCACAUGUAGGGGAAAUCUAUCAUUGAUAAAUGGUUUGAAGCAGCAGUUCCAGGGUGAAUGCCUUCAUUGUGUAGAUGAGAUGGAGACUUUUCAUGUCAUGUGACAUACAGCAGCCUCUCAGAGCAUAAGCCAUACUUAAUAAUAGUAAUAGUAGUAAUAAUGGCAAUAUUGUAGUUGUAUAAUGUCACCAGGAACUUCCUGGAUAGAGAUUUGCACUCGCUGAUGGUUCACUUCGCAGUUUGUACCUUUUGUGUAUCAGCAUCAGUUUUAAAAAUAAAAUAAAAAAUACUGUGCCAGGCAACCUGUGAAAAAAUGACGAGGGUCAUUUAACUUCCCUAAUUAAUCUAAACGAAGCGAAUAGCACGUAAAGCCUUGCGUAAAUUUGAACAAUAAAUACAAAUGUCAAUCAAUUUAAAUCAGCAUUACUUUUCAUUUCAAUACUUUAUCCCCAGCCAAAACAGUUUUUUUAUUGUGACUGUUGGACUAUUUUUACAUGCACAUGGACAGAGAAGUGCUGUAGUUUUAAUGACCUCCUGGAUGAUUCGGUGAUUGCCGCAUAUUUAGGAUUUCACUGAUGCUUGUGUGAUACACAAGAGGCACAACCGUGGGCUUUAAUUUGACCAUGCAAAUUGAAUGCCUCUCGUACCAUGUAUUAUCCAACCUUUAAAUGCAUGAAGCAAGUGUCGCCUUAUUAUUAGCAACGAUCUCGGCGCUGCAGGCUCACACCCUGCUUGCACCAAGGUUAGAUACCAGCACUUGUUGAAACACCCGUGCUGAUAUCUGCUUCUUUUUUUUUCCUUCCUCUUUGAUUCUUCAAUUCUGCUGCUUGACCUAAACUGUGCAGGCCCAUUAUUUGGCUGGCUAGCUAUUAAUGCAAUUUAUUGAGAUAUUCUCUUUUACUCUCUGUGACUGCUCUAAUUGUCUGAGUCCAUAUUUGUGUUUUAGGUAGAUUUGUAAUUUUAUGAAAGAAGGGCAAAUGUGUCAUGUUUGCCCUUAGUAGACUAAUGGUCAGUCAUUUCCCUGAUGAGAAAAAAACAAGGUGUAUUAUGUAUGUAACGCAGGCAUUCACUGAUUAAUUUACUGUAGUUUGUGCUCACUGCCACUUUUUGGCAUUUUCAUUUCUGCUGUGUCACAUUUAAGCUUCAGACAUGAACGUUGUCUGGACUCUGCUUUAGUGGUUUAUUCCGGGCAUUUCCUGACUUUUGUGGGCCCCAGACAUUGUAUUUCACUAUCUUUAAACUAUCUUGCAUGAACCUCAUAGUCGUUUCAGACACGUACUCUGGAGAGCACUGCAAUUUGACAUACCACCCAGCCUGUUGAGGUUUGUGAAGAGGGGACAGGAUUUCAGUCGAGGACUCUAGAAAAAAUUGCUCCUUUGUUCAGCGUUAAUGUGGACACUGUGUAAAUGGAGAAUGACUGUCAGUGCUCACAUGAAGAUAAAUCAGGAGACCGUCUGUUUUCUUUGAGGGUUUUCUGCGUAACUCUAUCACGUCCGUGGCGAUUCUGUCAUCAUGUACUCUUUCUCGUAGGGCUUCAAUUGGAAGGAAUUGCUUGUACAUCAAACUUUAACUUUAACUGUUGUCGAUAAGUCAUGUUUGUCUGUGUCUAAUUUCAGUAACGUCACGAUUAUUCGUUCUGCUCAUAUCUGCACACCCACUCGUGUUUCGUACACGUACACUUGCACAAGAGACAAUGGUGAGAAGUGGAAGCUGAGUUGUGUGGUAUGUACGAUACAUGGAUGAGAACACGGGGACCGUAUUGAGCGGUUGUAAUAAUCAUGCUGUUAUGAUGCACUUUAAAGAUUCUUCUAUGUCCUCAACAUGUUCCUUUUAAGGGAUUACUGUAUUAUUUCAGAGGUUCACCAGAUAAAGACGCAUCCAGUGUGAAAGCGAUGUUUCUACCUCAAUACUUUUGUUUUGUCACUGAAAAGAACCAUCAUUGAAACAGACUGUGGCUGCAAGACUUGAACUAACGUUGUUGAAGAGUGUUCAGUAUGUGAAUGUUAGACUUACAGAAUGCUGUAUCUUUCCAAGGGAAGCACUUAGGUGUGACUGAAGAACGACACUGAUACUUUAUUUACUUGCACUGGAAUUAUGAAUUACUAGAGGUGGAGGUAAACGUACUGUGUCUGUUAAUGCAGAAAAAAAAGAGAAAAUCCUCCUCUAUUAGCUUAAUAAAUGUAAAUCUCACUAAUAUAUGGACGAUUUGAGUUCUAUUGAAUAAAUUAUGCAGACAACUGUAA
Messenger RNA from Limanda limanda (common dab), 5020 nucleotides. It is a transcript of the gene paqr9, whose product is annotated as progestin and adipoQ receptor family member 9. The transcript has a single exon. Gene Ontology annotation, molecular function: signaling receptor activity. The record is from RefSeq and is a predicted model, not a curated record. Gene Ontology annotation, cellular component: membrane. The coding region runs from base 749 to 1909 and encodes 386 amino acids. NCBI's taxonomy places the organism in Eukaryota, Metazoa, Chordata, Actinopteri, Pleuronectiformes, Pleuronectidae.